Athalia rosae (coleseed sawfly) is the source of this 1579-nucleotide messenger RNA. Its product is annotated as DNA polymerase delta subunit 3-like. Gene Ontology annotation, cellular component: delta DNA polymerase complex; nucleus. The record is from RefSeq and is a predicted model, not a curated record. The coding region runs from base 1 to 1479 and encodes 492 amino acids. NCBI's taxonomy places the organism in Eukaryota, Metazoa, Arthropoda, Insecta, Hymenoptera, Athaliidae. The transcript has 2 exons. Gene Ontology annotation, molecular function: DNA-directed DNA polymerase activity. Gene Ontology annotation, biological process: nucleotide-excision repair, DNA gap filling; DNA strand elongation involved in DNA replication; DNA synthesis involved in UV-damage excision repair.
AUGAAAGUCGCGAUAGUUCAUCUGACGUUCGAUUGUUACAUUCGAAAUCCAGAGUUCGAUAGAUGGCUCCAAAUCUUGAAAAAUAUUUGUUCUAAUUUGGCGGGACGAAUCAUCACAAAAAUGAACCGAAAAGAUAUUGAUUCAUAUUUAGAAGCGCUUGCUUCUUAUGUCAACGAUGAAGACAAACUGGUAACGUACAAAUGGCUAAGCAAGGAAUUGAACAUCCACGUGAAUUUAGCAAAGCAGAUUUUAUUUACAUACUGGGAUGAGCGACGUGGCAAAAAAGAUGCAGUUUCAUCAACUUUUCUACUGAUUGGAAAUCUUUGCGAUGGAGGAAUGCGGGUCGAGGUUGUCACUGAGGCGGACUUGCUCUCUGCUAAGAAGAGAUUUGCUAAUAUAGUGUCCGAACACAUUUACAGCCUGCAAACAAACCUUCCAGAAUUAGAGCUCCUUGCCAUCACUGAACCUGGAGAUGCCCAACAUAGUGCUGUGCACUGCUCAACAUCGGUGAUUAGGUCUGAACAAGAAAUGGAAAUGUUACAGUGGGGUAAACCAUUGCCAAAGAUGAUAUCCGCUGUAACUACUCAAUCUACCGAUGAAAAAAUUGUCAAGAAACUAACGAGCUCUACAGUUAAAGAAACUGAGCAACAAAAGAAUAAACCUUCAGCAACGAAGCCAACGACCACAACUGCAAAACCAAAUGGAUCAAAACAAAUGAGUGCAUUCAAUAAUAUGUUUGCUAAGGCAAUAGAAAAACAAAAGGUUUCAGUGACGACAUCUUCCAACACUACCAAGACUAAGGCUUCUGCAACUCGUAGUCCCUCAUCAACCAUUCCACCAAAAAAUGCUUGGUUUGCAGCUAAACCUAACUCUAAAGAAACAACAGAAGAAGUUAUCACAAAACAACCAAGAAGCGAAAAAAGUCAGGAACAGGUCAAAGUAAUAAACAAUCAGAAGAGAGAAAGAUCACCCGAGAUAAUGGAAAUCCAAACGAUGAAAUUUCAGGAUGAAGGUGCUAGUUUGAGUAAGUCAGCUGCUAAAAAUGUAGCCCCAUCUUCGAGAACCAGAAAGCGGCAGAACACUUCCAAGCGCAACAAUAUUGAUAAGAAAAGGAAGCGGAUUGUCGUUGCUGACUCCAAUGAUGAAUCAAGCAGCGAGGACACGUCUAUGGAUAUUGAGGAGCCACCUAGUCCCCCUGAACCACUAGUUAUUGAAAAAAAAGCAAGAUCACCUUCGCCACCAAAAAUCAAGGUUCAAGGAGGACGAACCAGGGUGCGCAAACAGGUCGAUAAAACAUUUAUGGAUGACGAUGGAUUCAUGAUUACCCAAAAGGAAUAUGUUUGGGAAAGCUGUUCAGACAAGGAUGAGGAAAUGGAAAUAUUAUCGAUCAAACCACCAGCUGCGUCUUCUAAACCUCCAGCUAAGAACGCUACCAAACAGAAGCAGGCGUCGCUACUUAACUUUUUUAAGAAAUCGUGAUUAUGCAUUUUAUAUUUGCUUGCAGUGUUAGACAAUCAUCUCGCUAAGUUGAUGUCCUGGCAUAUUCUAAUAAUAAUAAAAUGAUGAAAGACUUGAAAAA